Sus scrofa (pig) is the source of this 6386-nucleotide messenger RNA. The record is from RefSeq and is a predicted model, not a curated record. NCBI's taxonomy places the organism in Eukaryota, Metazoa, Chordata, Mammalia, Artiodactyla, Suidae.
CCUUGGCCUUGUGGUGGCUUUCGGUCUUCUUCGGCAGAAGCACGGCCUGGAUGUUGGGCAGGACGCCGCCCUGAGCGAUGGUCACGCGGCCCAGAAGCUUGUUAAGCUCCUCGUCGUUUCGGAUGGCCAACUGCAGGUGGCGCGGUAUAAUGCGAGUCUUCUUGUUGUCGCGCGCCGCGUUGCCUGCCAACUCCAGGAUCUCAGCCGUCAGGUACUCCAGCACCGCAGCUAAAUACACAGGCGCGCCCGCACCCACGCGCUCAGAAUAGUUACCCUUGCGAAGAAGCCGAUGCACUCGACCCACAGGAAACUGCAGGCCUGCGCGCGAGGAGCGCGACUUCGCUUUUGCGCGCGCCUUACCUCCCUGCUUGCCUCGGCCAGACAUCUCUCAGUCAGGCGCGGGGAGAGAAGAAAGUCGAGAAAUAACACCCCAAGUAACGAUGAAGCAAGCGUCAGUGAGCCCUUAUAUAUGGUCUAGAGGUAGGUGAGUCGGAGCCUUCCCAUUGGGUGGUGAUAGAAGCCAAUCAGAAAAGGAACCCGCUAUCCCCUAAUUUGCAUGUGCCUUUUGCUGUGAUGACGUAUGGGGCGCUGGAUCCUAUCAGAAACUAGGAGCUCUUGAUCCUUCAUUUGAAUACAGGAUGUAUAAGUUGAGUGGUUUAGGAGGUUUGGAGUUUUUUGUGUGUGUGUGUGUGUGUGUGUGUGUGCGCGAAGAUCUGCCAACAUGCCUGAUCCCUCCAAAUCGGCUCCGGCACCCAAGAAGGGUUCUAAGAAGGCUGUUACCAAAGCGCAGAAAAAAGAUGGCAAAAAGCGCAAGCGCAGCCGGAAAGAAAGCUAUUCCAUCUACGUGUACAAAGUGUUGAAGCAAGUACAUCCCGACACGGGCAUCUCUUCUAAGGCCAUGGGCAUAAUGAAUUCCUUCGUCAACGACAUCUUUGAGCGCAUCGCCAGCGAGGCUUCCCGCUUGGCGCACUACAACAAGCGCUCUACCAUCACGUCUCGGGAGGUGCAGACAGCUGUGCGUCUGCUGUUGCCUGGCGAGCUGGCCAAACACGCCGUGUCUGAAGGUACCAAAGCCGUCACCAAGUACACGAGCUCCAAGUGAGGCGCGCCGAGGCGCCCGGGAACCCAAAGGCUCUUUUCAGAGCCACCCACAAGAUCGAGAAAGGGUUUUGAACACGUGAAGUGUUAUGUAAACGCAUCCUUUUCUGCUCCAUAGCGGUUCUUGUGUUCCUUAAGAGCACUAGACCCGUUUAUCUCUUUCCCCCACAAACGUGUGAGCCCGUGUGAGCAGAAUGCGAGAAUGCCCCUGCUUCUUACAGUGGUCGGAUAUGGGAACGAAACAGCUGGAUUGUGGGGGAGGUGAUCAAAGAACCGAUGUUGACUCUCGCCUCCGCCCAGAGCUAUUAACGCUUCUCUAAGCAAAGUAGGAACCUUGACCUCAAGUGCGCUUUUGUGUUUUGAGUGUGCCACUUCCAGGGAUUAAGCGCAAGAACCCCACCUAGGUCCAGUCCUUUACUCCCCUGGCGUUCACCUGUGGCUGAGGGGCGCGGGUCGACUCCCAUCUCCCGCCCAAGGGGCCUCCGCCAGUUGCCCUCACUUCCGUUUCCCUGAUGGGUGAGUCUGAAGGUGCACUAUAAAGGACCACUUGAUGAGGCUCUGGGUAUUGUGGCGCAGCUCUGGCGGUGGCGCCUGGCGAUGCAUCCCACCUAAACCAGACAUCUUUGUCCUAAGGCAAUGAACACUUACAGGAAGAUGUUUGCAUGUCUGGAUCCUUCAAGGGCAGGAUGUUUGAAACCGAAAGAAAAAUGGACGCUUGGUGGAACGCAGCGCCCUGUGCACGGGAGGCGGAUAUAAUAAGCCGACCCCCUGAUGCAGGUAGCUUUAAUCUUUAUGGGGGACGGGGGCGAGCGGCAAUUUAAGAGGAAAAUAACCUUUUCCCCAGCAAAUGUAGCUCUCUCCCACUUCACCUACAUUAUUUUCUGUGAUGUGGUUAAUGAUGCAGAAUUUUCUUUUUUUUUUUCCUUUGAAUUCAUGGCAUUCAUUUGGUCAAAUGUCAUCUUAGCUCGGGGAUGCUUUGGCGUGAAGAGACUUCAGUCUGAGAACAUCGCCUACCUGUUUUCUUGCUUUGGUUUUUAUCAUUUGUAAGAAUGAGAUUCCAAAUAAUCACUUUCCUGAGCUGUUUUUGAGAAUUACAUGUAUUGAAAGAUUAUGUCAUCAUCUCAGGCAAGGAGCAGAGCUCAUUAAAAUGUAACAAUUGUGUUUUUUUGCACACCACCUCCAAAGGAAGGGGGUUGCAUGCUCGGGCGGGCAGGGAGGGCUGGGCUGGGCUGGGGAAGAAGUGUUGCCAACCACCACUCAGCCAAAGCGGCUGGCUGGAAGCCCUUCUCCCCCCAUUCCUUUUCUUAAGUGGGUCCUCUCAAGUAAUUUAUGAAACCCUACACAUUUUAAAGUUGCCAUCCAAAAUAUUUUUAUGAUUAGUUCAAAUAGUUGCAAGGAUGCAAAUCCCAAGAUACAACUUAAACAAAACAAAACAAAACAAAAUGGUUUCACAUCAGUUUUUUGAAGGUAUCUGUUAAAAUAGCAAUUCGAUAUAAUAAUUCAUAAAAUACACUGUUAAAUUCUUUGGUAACACUGAGCUAUUUUAGAUGAGCUUUUUCAUCCUGAACUCCUAUUUCCAUUCCACUUCUGCCUAGAAUUUCAUCCUAAUGUAAGAGAUAUGCACACGCACACACACACACACACACACACACACACACACACACACACACACAUUUUAAACUAUUUUAUCUACCUACUUUCUAUACAAAAAUGGAAAGUGAAAUUUAGAAAUACUCUCAGGUGACCAAAAGUCAAUGUUUAAAAAUUGUCUGGACACUACACAAUUAUUUAAAACCUAAAUAAGUUUUUAUAGGUUAAUAUAAAACAAAAAAGAAAACUUUAGUGAAACCUGUCCCGUUUAAUGAGAUGGAUUGUUGUCCCCCCACCACCACCUUUUCUUUCUGCCUCAGUUAGUUCAUGUAUCCAUGGACAUAUAUAGUAUUGUUAUGGUUACGAUGAUAGCAGUGUGCAGCAUCAUUUCUUUUCCUUUGUUCUCUUUCAAAGAUAAGGGCUCUGAAACAGUAUUUACAAAAAUAAGUAUAUAGGAAAGGAAAUUACAUCAUAGCUUUACUCACAUCUUUGCCUUCCUAGUUUUAAUGCAAAAAUUAAAGUCAUGUGUCAUCAAAAGUCCAUACCUUUAAUCUUCUCAAUCAAUAGCUGAUUCAUAUUAAUAACUACAAAAUCGAGUCCUCCACUUUUAAAUGAGGGCCUGCUGACUAGGUCCAAGCCCUCAGCCUCCUACCAAAGUAGAUAAGUCAGUAUCUUAGCGAGCAUUUAUGAUCACAUCUAACUAGUCUCAUAGAUCCACAUGAUUUGUUACUUUAAUGACCUUAAAACAUAAGUUUAAUAAAUGAAAAUUGUCUCCAGCAGAGAAUGUGAUAGAUUGUCCUAGCACUGCUAAAUACCAAAAAUAAAAUCAGGAAGUAAAAUGAACAUUUUACAAUAAUUUGCAAAUAUGGUUUUAUAAAAAACAUUUUUCUGGGAAUAAUGUAAAAUAUCAAAUUAUUUCUUAGUACUUUUGACCCUUCUGGCACGUAGAAAUACCUUGAAGUAAAAAAGACUGCCUCUAUUUGCUGAACAGUCCAGGGGAGACUAUAUAGAUAGUACAAACACAGAAUGGGCUGACUUGACCCUCUCCUAGGAGAGGAAUCAGUUAAGAAAGGAGCAAGCUGCUAUGGAGUCCCUGCUGUUGAGAUUUUAUGAUUAAGAAAAAUCGAGAGAAACUGUAUUCACAAACUAUGUCUAUAAUAUUGUUAGAACAGAGAAAGACCCAGAAUAUCCAAGCCAUGUUGAGAAGAAAGCUACAGUAAUCAAAAUUAGCAUGGUACUGGCACAAAAAAAUAUAUAUAUAUCUAUGGAACUGAAUGAAUAGAGAGCCCAGAAAUGAACUCACAUUUAUAUGGGUAAUUAAUCUAUGACAAAGGAGGCAAGAAUAUACAGUGCGAAAAAGACAGCCUCUUCAAUAAAUGGCAUUGUAGAAACUGGUGAGCUACAUGUGAAAGAAUCAAAUGAGACUACUUUCUCACACCAUACAAAAUAAACUCAAACAUAAACUCAAAAUUGAUUAAGGGAGUUCCUGCCAUGGCUCAGCAGAAAAGAAUUCGACUAGGAACCAUGAGGUUGUGGGUUCGAUCCCUGGCCUCAGCUUAGUGGAUUAAGGAUCCAAUGUUGCCGUGAGCUGUGGUGUAGGUCACAGAUGUGGCUUGGAUCUCAUGUUGCUGUGGCUGUGGCAUAGGCUGGUGGCAACAGCUUCUAUUAGACCCCUAGCCUGGGACUCUCCAUGUGCUGUGGGUGCAGCCCUAAAAAGACAGAAAAGACACACACACACACACACACACACAGAAAAUUAAGGACUUAAAUGUUAAGACCUGAAACCAUAAAACAUCUAGAAGAAAACAUAGGUAAUAUGCUCUUUGACAUCAAUCUUAGCAAUGUUUUUCUGAAUAUGUCUCCUUAAACAAGGGUGGCAAAAGCAAAAAUAAACAAAUAGGACUAUAUCAAACUAAAAAGCUAUUUUGCACAAUGAAGGGAAACUAUCAACAAAAUGAAAAGACUGCUUACUGAUUGGGAGAAGAUGUUUACAAAUGGUAUAUCUGCAAAGGAUUAUUAUCCAAAGUAUACCAAAAACUCAUACAAAUCAACAUUUAAAAAAAAUACCCAAUGAAAAAUGGGCAAAAGGCAUGAAUAAGUUUUUUUUUUUUCAAAAAGACUUACAGAUGGCUAACAGGCACAUGAAAAUAUCUUCAAAAUCACUGAUCAUCAGAGAUAUGCAAAUCAAACCCACAAUGAGAUAAUACCUCUCAGCUGUCAGGAUUGCUAUUAUCAAAAAGACAAUAACUAGCAAGUGUUGGUGAGGAUGUAGAAAAGGUAAUCCUCAUACACUGUUGGUGGGAAUGUAAAUUGGUGCAGCCACUAUGCAAAAUAGUAUGGAAUGUUCUCAAAAAUUUUAAGACAAAACUACCAUGAGAUCCAGCAAUUCCAUUUCUGGGUAUUUAUCUGAAGAAAAUGAAAACACGAAUUUGAAAACACUCCUGUGUUCAUUGCAGCAUUAUUUAUAACAGCCAAGAUAAGGAGGAACCCUAAGUGUCUAUCAAUAGAUGAAUGAGUAAAAAGAUGUGGUUUAUAUAUUCGAUGGAAUAUUAUUUAACCAUAACAAAUAAAAUCUUGCCAUUUGCGACAACGGGGAUGGACCUAGAGGGUAUCAUGCUAAGUGAAAUGUCAGACAAAGACAAAUUUUGCAUGAUUUCACUUAUAUGUGGCAUCUAAAAAACAAACCAAAUGAACUAACAUAACCAAACAGAAACAGAGUCAUAGGUACAGAGAAUAAACAGCUGAUUACCAGGGAGGAGGAAGGUUGGAGGAAGAGAGAAAUAGGUAAGGGAGAUUAAGCAGAACAAACUUUUCAUUAAGAAAUAAAUGAGUCACAGAUAUGAAACAUAUAGUAUGAGGAGUAUAAUCAAUAAAUUAUGUAAUUUUUUGUAUACUGACAGAUGAUGCCUAGAUUAUCAUGCGGAUCAUUUUCAAAUGUAUAGCAGUGUCAAAUCACUAUGUUGUGUACCAGGAAUUAACAUAGUCUAUGUCAAUUACAUUUAAAAAACAAGCAAACAAACUCAUAGAAAAAGAGAUGAGAUUUGUGGCUACCAGAGGCAGAGGUGGGGAUGGGAUAGGGUAUUGAAUGAAAACAGUCAAAAAGUACAAACUUCCAGUUAUAAGAUGUAGUAUACAACAUUAUGAAAAUAAUUAACUAUGCUUUAUAAAUGAAAGUUACUGAGUAAAUCCUGAGUUCUCAUUGAAAGAAAAAAUUUUUUUCUCAUUUUUUUAGGCUAACUUCAGUUGUUAUCAGAAUCUCUCUCUCUCUCUCUACACACACACACACACACACACACACACACACACACACACACACACAUUUUUUCCUUCUUUUUAUGGCCGUGCCUGUGGCCUAUGGCAGUUCCCGGGCUAAGGGUCAAAUCGGAGCUGCAACUGCCAGCCUACGCCACAGCAACAUAAGAUCCCAGCCACAUCUAUAACCUAUAACCUUGUGGCAAUGAAGGAUCCUUAACCCACUGAGUGAGGUCAUGGCUCUAACCUGCAUCCUCAUGGAGACUACAUCCAGUCCUCAGAAUGGGAAAUCAUUUUCUAUUUAUUUAAUGUUGUAGCUACACAAGAUGAUGGAAGUUCACUAAACCUAUUGUGGUAAUCAUUUCAUAUAUGUAAGUCAAGUCAUUAUGUUGUACAUCUUGAACUUGUACAGUACUAUGUCAAUUAUAUUUCAAUAAAACUGAGGA